AUGGAAGCUGAACUCACAACUCUUGAGGAAAAUGGAAAUUGGACUAUCACUGACUUGCCUUCUGGUAAGCAACCAGUAGGAUGGUUCUUAAAUGAGGAGUUUAAAAUCAAAAAUUUGGAGCAAUUGAAGUACGUCCUGGGAAUCGAAGUAGCAUGGUGUAAAAGAGGUAUUUCCUUGUCACAAAGGCAGUAUGCUCUUGAAAUCUUAGAAGAAGUUGGUUACUUGGGGUGUAAACGAGCUGACUUUUCCAUGGAGACAAAUCUGAAAUUGCAUAAUACUGAUGAAGAUCUGCUCACUGACCCUACAAGCCAUAGAAGAUUGAUUGGAAAACUUCUAUAUUUAACUACAACACGGCCUGACAUUUUUUAUUUUGUUGGUAAGCUUAGUCAGUUCAUGAAUAAGCCAGCAAAAGCACACAUAAAUGCUACUUACAGAGUGCUAAGGUAUAUCAAGCAAAAUCAAGGACAAGGGUUGUAUUUUCCUGUUGAUUCAGAAUUGCACAUCAAAGAUUUUUGUGAUUCAGAUUGGGGAGGUUGUAAGGACACCAGAAAUUCAAUAACAAGGUACUAUAUGCUCUUCGGUCAUAGUUUGGUAUCCUGGAAGUCAAAGAAACACUCCAUGGUUUCCAGAUCUUCAACUGAAGCAGAGUACAGAGCUCUUGCUUCAGCAACCUAUGAGGUUUUGUGGUUAAAAUACUUGCUUGCUGACAUGAAAAUUGAUCAUUCAGUACCAGCUUUGCUCUUCUGUGACAAUCAAUCAGCCUUACACAUUGCAGAGAAUCUUGUAUUUCAUGAACGUACUAAACACACAGAAAUUGACUGCUAUGUUGUGCGAGAAAAGCUACAAGUAGGAGUCACCAAGACAAUUCAUAUUUCCUCAGAUCAGCAAGCAGCAGACAUUCUCACAAAGUCUUUUGGAAAAUUACAGUUUCAUAAUCUGUUGCGCAAGAUGAAUAUGAUCGAUAUAUAUUCAUCUUGA
Molecule: messenger RNA, 978 nt
Organism: Phoenix dactylifera (date palm)
Lineage: Eukaryota; Viridiplantae; Streptophyta; Magnoliopsida; Arecales; Arecaceae
Source: RefSeq, a predicted model, not a curated record